This is a messenger RNA of Symbiodinium sp. CCMP2592, 1632 nucleotides long. The record is from the annotation of a GenBank genome assembly. NCBI's taxonomy places the organism in Eukaryota, Dinophyceae, Suessiales, Symbiodiniaceae.
AUGCUCAGCGCCUGCGGCUCUCUCGGGAACGCACCUCGCGGAGCGGACAGUCUGCUGGACAUCAUCAAUCCGCAAACCUCCCCGACGACCGCCGCGAUCCUCGCGACCGACGAGUACAACGCCGAGAACCGAUACCGAGGCACAACUAUGCUCGCCGCCGCACCAUUCGGUGGUGACCCAAUCUACCUCGAACUCUAUAUCGACGGCACCGAUGACCCCGAUCCCGGAGUCCGCGCCACCUGCAUCCGCGCACUGGGACGCCACGGCGAUCCGGUCCACGCUCCAUAUCUCAUCAACGCGCUCGAUGAUGAAGACAGCAAAGUCCGCAUCGCCGCGGCUCGCGCGCUCCAACGCGUGCAUACAGAUGAUGCGAUCCCCGCUCUCAUUGAAACAAUCAAAGAAGAACAAGAACCAGAAGCCGAUGCGCGUGCCGCUGCUGCUGAUGCGUUGGGACAGUAUCGCGAGCCGUUCGUUGUACAAUCACUCAUUGCAGCACUUCGUGAUUCCAGAUUGGUUGUGAACAACCGCGUUCAGCACUCGCUCAAUGUGAUGACUGGUCAGGACUUUGGUGUCGAUCACGCGGCAUGGCUCCGCUGGUACAACGAGACCGACGACCUCUUCGCUGCUGGACAGUUGUAUACCUAUCCAGUCUUCAAUCGCAAAAAGCGGAUCGUCGAGUACCUCCCGUUCGUGCCUCAGCCGCCGAACGAAGAAUCCUCGACCCCAGUCGGAUGGGCCGUGGUCGCACCGUCGCUCGUGCUCAUCACCGAAUCUGACAUCGACGCGAUCCGCAAUCACCGCCACGACACGAUACUGGGACAUCAGUUUGUUGGGAUCGUUCUCGAUGCAGACGACCACGAAUUGAUCAAUAAGCGAGUUGUUGCAGAUGUCAAUAUUACUGAUCCGCAGUCAUCCUUUGCAUUGCGUGGGAUCGGUCAGCACGAUCCAGAUCGAUCCAUCCUCGGACUCCGGAACACGCCGGGAUGCUUGAGCGAACGAUUCCAAAUCCCUCAGCGCAAUCUCAUCGUUGUCCCAGACGGCAUCGAGGACGAGCGAGCAGUAUUCGCUUCCCAACUCGCCGCCGCGAUCCAUGUGUCGCGCAUCGAGCGCAUAGUCGGAAAGACCUUUGUCACCGUGCUUGGAGGAGAUCUGUCUGCACUGCUCAUCGCGCAGAUCAUGAGCUCGCAAAACGCAUCAGUCCGUUUGCUCACCACGCGCCCCGAUCGACUGGAGUUGUGCGCCAAGUGGGGAAUCAAGCACCGAGACCUGACUGAGGUUGGUCGCCGAGCGGAUCAGGACAUCGUGAUCGAUACGCUCUCGGAACCAGAUUCCAUACCCACAGCACUCGCGAUGGCACGACCUCGCGGCGCGGUCAUCCUGCAAAACAACCCGAUCCCGGCGAUCACCGACGCACAGAUGGCACCUGAAGACCUCGCGAUGCUGAUCGAGCGUGAACUCCGCAUCUCAGGAUCCCGCUGCGGCACGCUCAGCGAUGGCAUCAGCGCGUUGCAAUCCGGAUCGAUCGAUCUAUCAGGACUCAUCACCAAACGCGUAAGCUUCGAUGAGGUGAUGUCAGGGAUGCGCGCCGCGAUCGAACCAGAGCACAUCGCCGUGCUCGUUCAGAUGUCAUGA